This is a messenger RNA of Elephantulus edwardii (Cape elephant shrew), 390 nucleotides long. RefSeq names its product otoraplin (gene OTOR). Gene Ontology annotation, molecular function: protein binding. The coding region runs from base 1 to 390 and encodes 129 amino acids. NCBI's taxonomy places the organism in Eukaryota, Metazoa, Chordata, Mammalia, Macroscelidea, Macroscelididae. Gene Ontology annotation, biological process: cartilage condensation. The record is from RefSeq and is a predicted model, not a curated record. The transcript is spliced from 4 exons.
AUGGCGAGAAUAUUUUUACUUUUCCUCCCAGGUCUGGUCACCAUCUGGACUGUGCAGGGAAUAUUCAUGGACAGACUUGCUUCCAAGAAGCUCUGUGCAGAUGACGAGUGUGUUUAUACUAUUUCUCUGACCAAAGCUCAAGAAGAUUACAAUGCACCGGAUUGUAGAUUCAUUGACCUCAGAAAAGGGCAGCAGAUUUAUGUUUAUUCAAAGCUGGCGAAAGAAAAUGAAACUGGAGAAUUUUGGGCUGGCAGUAUCUACAGUGAUGGCCAGGAAGACAAGAUGGGGAAUGUGGGCUAUUUUCCCAGCACCUUGGUCCACGAGCAGCAUGUGUAUAAAGUGGCCACCAAGGAACUUCCCACCACGGAUAUGGACUUCUUCUGUGAGUAG